CGAAAACAAAAACUGAAAAGACCAAACAAAUCCUUCCUUCUUGAGCAUAGUUCCAACUUUACUUUCCCACUUUCUUUUUCUUUUCUCCAUUUUUGUGUAUCCAUUCCUGCACCACCAACUUUGCAGUGUUCUGCAUUAUUUCUGCCACAAACAAACAAAAUAUUCAACUAAUUUGCUUCACCUUUUCAUCACAAUGGAGUAACUUAACCUAAUUUUGAGUAUAUAUUUGAACAACACACACAAUAUUAUUCUUGACAUGAAGAAACAAUCCUCAUCUUAUUCCAAAGAACCUUUUCAACAAAUACUCCAAAUAAAAAACAUCUCUCUCAACCAACUGCUGGACUGCCAAUCGCCACCGCGCAACACCGCUUCCUGCUCCAUCUCGUCACAACUCCAGCCAUGCCGUUGGGAUCCCUCAUGCCUGUUUUUCGCUCAUGAUUUUAAUAUAUCCAUAGCAAAUUGGUUGAUGAAUUCUAACAGGGAUGAAGUUAGGAUGAUGCACCAGUGGGGUAAGUUUCAGCAAGGUGAUAAGUUCAAAAAUCAUAAGUUGUAUGAUGAAUUUGUUCAGCAUUACCCUAAGUCUGAUUGGAGUGCUUUGAUUUGUAAGAAUAAAGCGAGGCCUCGUGCCGUGUUUAUGCUGUGGCUGGCUUGUCAGCACAGACUUGCUACGAAGGACCGGCUGGCCAAGAUUGGUGUUAACACGGAUCUUAAGUGUGUGUUCUACAACUGCUCUGAAACCAGUCAACAUUUGUUUUUGAGUGCAGGUUUAUGAAUCAGGUGUGGACAGAAGUGCUGCGGUGGAUGAACAUGAGACAUAAUGCACAGGGAUGGAAUCAGGAGAUGUAAUGACUUCUGAAAGUUUGUAAAAGCAAGAAUUGGCGAGGAAAGUUUGUACAGAUAGCUAUAGCGGAGACAAUUUAUGCGGUUUGGUUACACAAAAACAAUAGAGUGUUUAAAAGUGAGUAUAAGGAUAGGUGUAUAGUGGAAGACAUUAUAGGAAAAAUUGUAAAUAGAGUGUGGAUGUUUCCUAAGUAUAGAGAUAGAAUUGCUCAGUUGUUGCUGGAUUAGGUGGGUGAUACCUUAGCCUAUAGGGGGUUCUUUUUCCUAUAGGUUGUAGGUUUUAGUCUUGCUUUGGUUGGCGGGUGUUGGACCCUAUGGGUCGCUUUGUACUUAAUUGAAUUUUUGGAAAUAUAUAUAAUUUCUUAUUCUUCCAAAAAAAAUACUAAUAAUGUACUAAACAAUAAUCC
Vicia villosa (hairy vetch) is the source of this 1247-nucleotide messenger RNA. RefSeq lists its product as uncharacterized. Lineage: Eukaryota; Viridiplantae; Streptophyta; Magnoliopsida; Fabales; Fabaceae. The transcript is spliced from 3 exons. The record is from RefSeq and is a predicted model, not a curated record. Bases 257 to 772 code for a protein of 171 amino acids.